AUGAACAAUCCUUAUGUUAGUCAGUUUAGACCCAUUUCAUUGUGCAAUAUUGUGUAUAAAUUUUUUAGUAAAACCAUAGUCAAUAGACUCAAAAUAUGUAUUGAUGACACUAUUUCACCUUUUCAAACUGGUUUCAUCCCUGGAAGAAACAUCCAGGAAAACAUAAUUGUAGCCCAGGAAAUGCUACACACAAUGAAUCAUAUGAAAUGGAAAACUGGAUCUUUUGUGAUAAAGGUAGAGGAUAACCUUAAUUGGAAAUUUAUGGAGAAGAUUUUAAAUGAAGCAUAUAUUCCUAAUCAAAUGAAAAGAGUGAUCAUGAAGGCCAUUUCCACUGUCAAAAUGAAGGUUCUUUGGAAUGGGAAUGAUUGUAUUCUCUUUGAAACAAGGAAGGUUCUUAGGAAAGGUAAUCCAAUUUCACCUUAUAUCUUUGUUUUGUGCUUGGAUAAGAUAUCUCAUAUGAUCAAGGAGGUUGUUGGCAAUGAAAAAUAUGACAGACAAGAGAAUGAGUAUGCAGACAUACAUGUCAAAGUUCAUGACUCUAAUAUUUGCCCACUCUUAAUGAUAUGA
Vicia faba (fava bean) is the source of this 567-nucleotide messenger RNA. The record is from the annotation of a GenBank genome assembly. NCBI's taxonomy places the organism in Eukaryota, Viridiplantae, Streptophyta, Magnoliopsida, Fabales, Fabaceae.